CUUCACUGAGAGUGAGAGAUGUCCUUCCGACUCCUGAACUUCAAUCCAAUGGUAACAAAUGUGACACUGAUCAUCACCUCGCUGCUCCAAACAAAUUAUUAGUCCUUCCUCAUUUCUCAAACUAUCAACUUGGUCAAAUAUUGCAGAGGUUACAACUAAAACGGAAAAUGGGUGAUGAGAGAAGGGAGGACAUAAUGCCAGUGGAGCUAGCAAUCAAACGGGAGCUGUCAUAUCAGAGGAAGACUGGUAUCGAUCCAUUUCUGGUACAGGCUUCAAGUUCAAGUUUGAGUCCAAGUCCAAGGCUUAAUAGAAGUCCAAGUCCUGGACUAUCAGGAUUGAAGCAGCUUGAACCAACUAGCAGCAAAGAAUUCCUACCACAUCAACAGCCACGGCCAAUUCCAAGUCUAUCAGGAUUUAAACGGCUUGCACCAACUUUCAGCAAACAAUGCCUGCCACAUCAACAGCAGCACCCAAUUUACAUUAGUCAUCCACUUGAAAAUCCGACGGAUCCCUUUUUUUGCAAGGUCUGCCAGGUGCCCUGCUCAAGUGCUGUCACUUACAAAUCGCACAUAAGAGGUUACAAGCAUAGGGCUAUAGUAGGAGAAUUGAAAUUUGGCAGGAAGGAUGGUGCUGAGGUAGCUGGGGUAAGGAGCGAGCGAAAGAAGUGUGAAUUUUGUAAUGUUUGGUGCAUGGAUGAUGAUGCACUCCAGCAACACUUAGAAGGUAAACAGCACAUGUCUAACCUACAAAAGUUGGAGCUUGCAAGGGAAGGUGGAGGGCAAAUUGUAAAGCAGAGUAAGUGGUGCAAGGUGUGUAAUAUUUGGUGCAUAGAUAAGUCUUCAUUUAAGAUGCAUCUCAAAGGCCAAAAGCAUCUCUCAAUACUCCAUGGUUUUCCUGGGAAUAGAGGGCCAUAGAGGAAGAGGCCAGGAGGGCUGAGGUGGCAAAGCUUGACUGGCAAGAACAAAAAACUACUAUAUAUUUUUGCACCACAUAAACACAGCUAGUGCAUGACUUUUCUAGUGGAGUUGCGAAUCAUUCAAAAAAUUGUAAAUUUUUAUGGGUUCAUGGUCGUUUGGUAGACUGCAAUGAAGUUCAAUGGCCUUUUGGAGGCAAUGCUUUCUUUAAAGGAAG
This is a messenger RNA of Quercus lobata, 1131 nucleotides long. RefSeq lists its product as uncharacterized. The coding region runs from base 168 to 914 and encodes 248 amino acids. NCBI's taxonomy places the organism in Eukaryota, Viridiplantae, Streptophyta, Magnoliopsida, Fagales, Fagaceae. The transcript is spliced from 3 exons. The record is from RefSeq and is a predicted model, not a curated record. Gene Ontology annotation, molecular function: nucleic acid binding; zinc ion binding.